Didymosphaeria variabile is the source of this 1986-nucleotide messenger RNA. RefSeq names its product DNA topoisomerase (gene TOP3). Gene Ontology annotation, molecular function: DNA topoisomerase type I (single strand cut, ATP-independent) activity; DNA binding. Gene Ontology annotation, cellular component: nucleus. The record is from RefSeq and is a predicted model, not a curated record. The transcript has 5 exons. Gene Ontology annotation, biological process: DNA topological change. The coding region runs from base 1 to 1986 and encodes 661 amino acids. Lineage: Eukaryota; Fungi; Ascomycota; Dothideomycetes; Pleosporales; Didymosphaeriaceae.
AUGGCGAGGAUUCUAUGCGUUGCGGAGAAACCCUCGAUAGCCAAGGCCGUAGCCAACCAUCUCGGUGGUCAGGCUCGAGCAGAAAAUGUUCGCGGCAUACCGUGGGUCAAGAACUACAAAUUCGACUACGACUUUCAACGAUGGGGCCAGUCCUCGGUGACCUUUACUUGCGUAGCGGGUCAUAUCCAAGCGCAAGAUUUCCAUGAACGAUAUCGAAAGUGGCAUUCAUGUCCUCCAGCAGAUCUGUUCGAAGCGCCCAUUGUGACUCAGAUCGCAGAGGACAAGAAGGCCGUCGCAAGCAACAUUGAAGCUCAGGCCAGAUACAAUGACAUUCUUUUCAUCUGGACAGAUUGUGACCGAGAGGGGGAGCAUAUCGGAGGUGAAAUUCGAGACAUUGCACUGAAAGUCAAGCCCAAUAUGCAAGUGUGGCGGGCAAGAUUCAGCAACAUCGAGAGAGCGCACAUCAUCCAAGCCGCCCGAACUCCCAUUCAGCUGGAUGAGGCUCAAGCCAAUGCUGUUGCAGCACGCAUCGAGCUAGACCUCCGUCUGGGUGCUGCAUUCACCCGUAUGCAGACAUUGUCUUUACAGCAAAUGCUCCCUCAGCAAGGUGAACAGAAAAAGGUCAUCAGCUACGGGUCAUGCCAGUUCCCUACCCUUGGCUUUGUUGUUGACCGAUAUUUGCGCGUGCGGAACUUUGUCCCUGAACCUUUCUGGUAUAUAAGAGUCGGACACGAGAGGGACGGCAUCAAUGUCAAGUUCUCUUGGAGGAGGGGUCAUCUCUUUGACAGGAUGACCGUCAUUAUUAUAUACGAGAGAUGCUUGCUCGCAAAAUACGCGAAAGUCACCAAGAUGCAGAAGAAACCAACGAAGAAGUGGAAACCGCUACCUCUCACGACGGUUGAGUUACAAAAGAUGGGAAGCAGAUUCCUUCGGAUGACAUCUCAAGAGGUCAUGAAGGUCGCGGAGGAUUUGUACACCAAGGGGUGGAUCAGCUACCCGCGUACCGAAACGGACCAAUUCGACAGGGAUAUGGAUCUGCGAAGGAACAUUCAAAAACAGGAGCAGGAUAAUCGCUGGGGUGGCUUCGCUACAGGGCUGAUGAACGGUGGAUUCAAUCAACCUCGCAACGGCCGCAACAACGACAAAGCCCAUCCUCCAAUCCAUCCAGUAAAUUACGUGAACCCGAACCAACUCAACGACAACGAGAAGCGCGUAUACGAAUUCGUAGUCCGCCGCUUUCUCGCUUGCUGCUCCGAAGAUGCAGUGGGUGAAGCUACGGAUGUUGAAAUUGACUACGGAGGUGAAAUUUUCCACGUCCAUGGGCUGACUGUCAUUGAACGAAACUACCUUGAUGUGUACCCUUAUGACAAGUGGGAAAGCAGUCAGAAUCUGCCUCGCUAUGUCGUUGGGGAAACGUUCGAGCCGGACGAGGCAACCAUGCACGAUGGAAAGACAACAGCCCCGGGCUAUUUGACGGAACCCGAGCUCAUUGCUCUCAUGGAUGCCAACGGCAUUGGCACUGACGCGACAAUGGCCGAGCACAUUGCGAAGAUCAAGGAGCGCGAGUAUGUUAUCGCGCGUCCCAAAGGAGGAGGUGCAGGUGCAAGCAAUCACGGCGCUGCAGAGCGAGGCGGUGGUAGAGGGAGGGGUCGCGGUCGCGGCGGAAGAGGCGGCCGUGGAGGUGCAGCAGCUCAGAAUGGGGCAGGAGGUACGAGCGGAGUGCAGGAGUUCAUUCCGACAACGUUGGGAGUCGCACUCAUUGAGGGAUAUGAUAACGUGGGGUUCGAGACCAGCCUCAGCAAGCCGUUCCUACGCAAGGAGAUGGAGGCCCAGAUGAAAGCAAUUUGCGAGGGCCGCAGCACACGCAACGAUGUGGUGCAGCAGAAUCUGGAGCAGUACAGAGCCGUGUUCCUCCGCACACAGCAGCAGAUCAAUGUGCUCAAAGAUGCCAUACGGAAAUACGUUGGCGGCGCCAAUCAAGGUUGA